Rotaria sp. Silwood2 is the source of this 1566-nucleotide messenger RNA. The record is from the annotation of a GenBank genome assembly. NCBI's taxonomy places the organism in Eukaryota, Metazoa, Rotifera, Eurotatoria, Philodinida, Philodinidae.
AUGCGCUUUUUAUUUUGUUUUUCAUUGCAUCGUUUAUUUCAUUCACAUCUAAUCGAAGUUAUCCUAUGUUUACAAACAAUUUAUUAUUGUUUGGCUGCAUCAAUUGGUCAAUAUAUUUAUAGUUAUUAUCUUACAUCAUACUCUUCAAGAACUGAUCUUUAUCCUUAUCCAUCUUUAUUGUCGAAUACCAAUUCUACAAUAAUACAACAUGAACUUGGUCAAUGUAAAGAUCAAUCAACGUCAGCAUCAGCUCAACAAUGGGCUCAAAAAAAAUCUUCAAAUUUAUUUUUCUAUCAAACGGUAGCAUCAAGUGUACCUACUAUUGUUAUGACUUAUAUAUUGGGUUUAUAUACACAUCAACUUGGUCGAAAAUUUGUUCUUAUUUUAACUAUGUUCGGUAAUGUUUUGCAAUAUUCUAUUUGGUUAUUUAUUAUAUAUUAUGAAUUGCCAGAUUAUUGGUGGCAUAUAGCAGCAUUUUUAUCAAGUUUAGCUGGUGGUGGUAAUGUUUCAAGUUUUAUUCUAAAUUUAAUCAUUACUGAUAGUACAGAAAAAUCAGAAAGAACAUCAAAAUUUCUUUAUAUUGGUGCUAUAUGUACAGCUGUUGGUGCAAUAGCUUCACUUCUAGUCGGAUUUUGGAUUGAAUAUCGUGGUUUUCUUGAUCUUUAUUGGACAGCUUUAUUUAUUCAAUUAUUAACAAUAAUUAUUGUUUAUCAUUAUAUGAAACCUCAAUUACUUCUACCUGUUGUAUCAAUAAAUUCACAUGAUUAUAGUCAUAAUACAAAUAGAAAUACAAAAUAUAAUCAAUUAAUACAAAUAUGUAUGGUUUUUUCACCACGACAUACAUAUCGUUCACGAAAACGAUCAAUGAGUUUAAUUAUAACACUCAUAGCAUUUAUUUUUCAUUGUUUAGCAUCAUUAUCAUUUGGUGUUCCAUUUCUUUGGUUUCAACUUAAUUAUCCAUUUUGUUGGUCGGCUAAAGAAAUUGGUUAUUAUAAUACAGUAUCAUCUAUUAUUUGGAGUAUUGGAAGUGUUGUUGGAUUGAAAUUUUUUUCAUAUACACAUUUUAGUGAUGCUGCUAUUUGUUGUAUAUCACAUAUGUUUUUUAUUGUAUCAGCUUUAUGGGUAUCUCAAGCGUAUUAUAAUUGGCAAUUGUAUAUAGGUCUAUUUAUAGCACCAUUUACUUCAUAUCAAGGUUCAUUAACAUAUUCGAUAAUAUCAAAAUGGUUAGAACCAAAUGAAAUAAAUAAUGCUUAUACAUUUGUUACAGAAAUUAAUACAAUAUUAAAUGUUUUUGGAAAUUCAUUUUUUAAUUAUUUAUAUUCAAUUACAAUUAGUUAUUCAAGAAAUUUUACAUUACUUCUAGCUGCUGGACUUGGAGUUAUUCCGUUAAUUCUUAAUUGUAUUUUAUAUGUAGUAACGAAAAACAUUCCUGAUGAAAGUGACAAUCGUAUCACAGAAUGCAUACCAAUUUUAAUUCCUGAUCAUAUGCCAAUGACAGUUCCAGCAGGCAUAGAAACUGUUCUAUGGCCAGCGAAAACCACAAAAAAACUACUACUAAAUAGUUAA